Molecule: messenger RNA, 3811 nt
Organism: Ornithorhynchus anatinus (platypus)
Lineage: Eukaryota; Metazoa; Chordata; Mammalia; Monotremata; Ornithorhynchidae
Gene: OSTN
Product: osteocrin
Exons: 6
Coding region: 301-699 (132 amino acids)
Biological process (GO): hormone-mediated signaling pathway
Molecular function (GO): signaling receptor binding
Source: RefSeq, a predicted model, not a curated record
AAGGUCUAACACAUGUGGAGUACAAGUGAAAGAGAGAAAGAGAACUAAAGAUUUGAGGCAAGGAUCCGUGGAAAAUCUGUAGAAAUGAUGUAAGAGAAAGCAAAGGCAGGGAUUGGAGUGAGGAGGGUAGAGCUGAGACUAUAAAAACUCUGAAAGAAAACUCUACAACAGGGAUAAAUUAGGGAGAACAGCAUAGCAAGAACUCUUAAAGGUUGGAAUCACUUGUCUUUUGAACAAGCCACUACCAUUCCUUCAAAAAACAUAGCACAGUGGAAUCCUAAAGAGUUUUCCAUUUUCAAGAUGCUGGAAUCUCGGCUUGUGAUUGUGCAUUUUAUCUUUGCUGUUAUCCUGAUGCCAUGGAGCGCUGGAACAGCUCUGCUGGUUGAUGCAGAACCAGAGUCAUUUGACUCCGUAGCUGAAGCUAUGCAGUCACACUCAGCAUCUAGUGAAGAGAAAUCAUCUACAGACCUGGAGACAAAACUGUUGCUUCUUGAUGAAUUAGUGUCCUUGGAAAAUGAUGUGAUCGAGACCAAGAAGAAAAGGAGCUUCCCUGGCUUUGGGUCUCCCUUGGAUAGACUUUCUGCAGGAUCUGUAGACGUCAAAGGCAAACAAAGGAAAGUAGUGGAGCUUCCCAAAAGACGAUUUGGUGUUCCCGUAGAUCGGAUUGGCGCAAACCGUCUUGCAAACACCAGGGGUUAACAGAAUCUAUGUGUGCAACUUCCCUGAAUGAAAUGUCACGGAAACGUUGGAAGGUGCUUCAGAGAAGCCUCUUGUCAUUGAUUAAUGAUUUAAUGUUUCAGGAAGUGACCUCCUGUACAGUGCUUUUCACAUCACCUUCCAAAGUAUAUUGGACCUGAAAAUUGUCACUCCCACAGUUGAAAUAUGUAUAUAAUUUCCUUGCUUGGCACUUUUUAAAAAUGAAGUUUUAAGAUUUUUCCAGGCCUAUUUGCUCCUCCAAAUCCUUGUUAGCAAUAUAAAGAAAGGAAUAUUUGUAUAAGAACCUACAGUAGAAUAAUUUAAUCAUGCAUUGCAGAUCACUUCUGGUUGCCUUCUAAGAUAUAAAUUUGCUUUGUAAAAUUAAUGUGAUUUUUUUUUAGUUAGUGUUGUCACUUGCAUGGAAGCAUUCACUUUUCUUCUGUAAGAACCUUGGACUUAUUUGAGAGAUCCUGAAAUCUGAUGGGUAAUUAAUAGUUAAUAUACUAUAGCCAUCCUCACUGUGCAGGAUAGGGAAAAUGCCUUCAUCAAAUUAAAGCUAUUCACUUCUCAGAUGAAUGUUCUGUGGGAAAUUGUCCAAAGUCUCAUAAUGGUCCAGAUUAAACACUGACUGCUCUAAAUAGGACAAAUUUCAAAAAUAAGCUCAUUUCAGAAUAAAAUUAUUGGGAAAGGAGAGCACCACCUUAUUCCUAGGGAAUUGUGGGGAAGUAAACUGGAAAAAGAUGGGUGAAACGUUUAUUAGGUCAAAAAAGAAACAUUUUAAUAAAAUGAUCACCUAUAAUUAUAAAGUAGUGCAUUGGCAAUGGGAAGGUAAAAUUUAAGAAACAUGAUUAAAUUGAACCAUUUUUUGUAAUUUUAAAGAUAAAUAAAAUCAUGGUUUUAUUAGAGGAAUCAAACUAGAUAUUAAACAGGGGAAAUACGAGGAAAAAUGAAGGUACUAAUGAAAAAUGAGAGAUAGGUGUAAUCAUGUCCAACCCCAGGCACUACACGAUAGUCUGUGAAUAAAAAAGUCAGUUGAAUGGAUUAAGAAGCAUUUAAUUACGUAGUCAGUGUCCUAGGCACCUGCCACUGAUUAAAGCAUUUAUUCCAAAAUUCUCCAUCAAGUCGAUAGGAAUUUUUUUUUUGCCCAUUACAAAUUGCCCUCUUUUAGUACUGUAAUGUUUAACCGCCACAUUUUGUUAAUACAUAGUGGAAAAGACUGGUACAAUUUCACAAAUCCUGCUUUCCUAGAAAUUAAACAAAACAAACAUAAGACAUACAACUUGACUAGUCAUCUACUUCAGUUAAUCUUUUCCUUUCUCAAAACCUUAAAAAUGCAUCUUUUGAAGUCACCUUUUGGGAGAUUUUUCCAGCUGGAAUCACUCUUCUGAGAUCAAAGAUUACCAAUCAAAAAGUCCAUUUAAGUUUGUAGGAUGCAAAGUGCCUAUUAAAAUAGCCCUCACUUUUAAGCUGUUAGUCACAGUAUGCUUUAACUCAUAUUUUUAAUGUAUUUCAUUACCCAAAUUGUAUAUUAUCUCACUGUGAGGAAACUGGAAGAGAGAAAGAGAUAUUUAAACAGGGGUCUCAAGGGUGGAGUUUCUGUAUCUUAGCUUCAGGAUGGUGAUUGACGUGGCCUGGGGUAUUAGGCCAGAAUUCAGUUAUCUACUUCUGUUUGGUGUCCCUUUUUUUUUCUCCACAAACCUCUGAAAUGAGAUUUUAUUCUUCGAAGCAAAAUAUUUUGGAGCUAGUUGCAUAGAAGCAUUCACAUUUUAAAUUAAUAUUUAUGGAAAAUCAUAUCAAAAAGGAAGGCUUGUUUGGAUAGCAUUACUGCUCCAUAGAAAACCUGGAUGACUGGAUAUUUUUAAUACUGCAUGGAAAUUAGUAAACCCAAGGUGAUGAUACAAGUAUUUCGUACAGUAUUUUAUUAUGCAUAAAGCCCGCUUCAUGAUGAUAACAGGAUUUUGUACGGUGUUUUAUUAUGCGUAAAGUAGGCUUCUAUAUCCCUGUAUUCCCAUGAAGUGGCUAAUUAAUGGCUAUUACUCAUGAUAUUUAUAUUAGUCAUUUAUUUAUAGUGCAAUAUAUUCUUAGAUGUGACUAGCCAAGUGUCUCAAUGCCUCUUUCUCUUGGUUAUGUUUUUGGCCUGAACUAUAUGGUAUCGAUUUGCUUUGUUGCCUAAAUAAGAGUUCUCUCUAUUCAUCUCACAUAACCAAUGCACUUUUUGAGGAGUGAUCUGGAUCCUAGCUCAGAGCAUAGGCCAUGCCACAGAAUGGCAGGGCAGAAUGGUAGACUAGGCUUGAAUUUGCGGUUCAUUAUCAAUUUCAGGUCUUCUCCACCUGAGGAAGAUAGAAAGUUCUUUAUGUGGCACCAAGGUACGGUACAUCUACAGCAGUUUCUGUCUCCCUGCUGAGACUUGGAGUUUCAAAAUUUCAUAGUCCCAUAAGUCAAGAAUGGGUAUCUUAUGGCAGGUGCAUCAUCUGAGAAUGAAGCCAAGCAAGGACAGGGGAAGUACCCUUAGACAUCGUCACAAAAGCUAAAAUGACUUUACAGUGUCUCUAGAAUAGAUAUGUUGUGAAAAGAACCAUUCAUUCAGAAUGUAGGUUGUGUUGGUAGCUUUAGGAUUGAGGAAAAAUAUUUUCUAGGAGUCAGUUGAUCACUUUUGAGGAGUUCUUGCAGCUGCAACUGUAUCCUUCUUGGAUACUAAGGUGUUAGUUCUCAGAAACUGCAGUAAAAUUGCAAAUAUAUUCAAAUUGUAAUUUCCAAAUGAUUUUUAUUUAGAGUUGGAAUGAUCCAAGCUAAUUUGAAGAUAUUGCAUUGUUCACCUUAACACCAUUCAUGUCUGGCACUGCUGUUUUAAGCUAGGGUGAGGCCAAUGGAAAAUUGUUGAUAUAGGCUGGUGCCAGUUUUUCCAAUCCAGGGCUAAAAUAUGACAUGAAAUCAACUAUGACCAAACACUCCCCCUAUGAAAAAUGACCUUUUCGUUUUAAAAUUCAUUCAUCUUCCUGCACAGAAAUGCUUUGAGAAGUAAAGCCAACAACUCUCUAUAAGUUAAGAUCUUUCUCAUCUGGUUGGAAAAAAAGGUUUUCAAAAAUGAAUAUACAAAUAAACUAUUUGGGAGCUA